ACCCUCCCCGGUUUCUUUUUCCUUCCUCGGGAUUUUUUUGGACACCCGUCCCUGGCCGCUGCCUCUGGGAGUGAAUCUGCCCCCGGCGCCCCUCGCCAGGGUGUGCCAGUGGAGGGUGGCAGCUUUCCCGAAGAACCGGGAGUCUCCUCCCGGGGGGCACAAUCGUGUAAAACAAGGAAAGACAAUGGAAAAAAAAACAACAAAACACACCCAAACCCCUCCUCCUUCGCACUCCUCUAGAUAAGGAGAGUCCCCUCCCGUUGGAAUUGUCCUCAGCGUCCCCAACCCUCAGGGUUCAGGAGGUGAAUAAAUAGCCAGGACGUGGGUGCUGCGGGUGGUCAGCGUGUCGUUUGCCCUGCGGGUGCAGUGAGGCAGAGGCUCCGCUUGGACUGAGGCUUUGAGUGCAGAGAGGUGACCCCGGAGUGCUGGGGGGUCUGUGGUGGGUGCCACCAUGGCCCUUGAGCAGCUCAAGUUCAAGGAGCUGGGUGAGGAGGAGGCUGCCUGGAAGGAAGAGAGCCUGGACAGCGUGAAGGCACUGGCGGCCAAACUGAAGCUCCAGACGCGGAGACCUUCCUACCUGGAAUGGGAAGCCCGAGUGCGGGGCCAGCCCUGGCACGCUCAGACCCCCGGGGGAAGGAGGGGAGCACAGAAGAGCAUGGGGCACCCCGAAGACCAACAUGAUGGUGGCAUCUGUGGGUUCGCCACCAUGGAGGCAGCUCUGGAGUGGCUCAGGAUGGAGCUGCAGGAGAUGCAGGCAAUGGACCAGCACCUGGCACAGCAGUUGAUGCACCUGCGGGCACAGCUGCACCAGCUGAAGGUGGAGCAGGCCUGCCACCAGCACAAGGAGAUGCUAGACGAUGCUACCUUUGGCCUUGAGGGCUGUGAGGAAGACUCGGAUCUGCUCUGCAAUAUCCCACCCAAGGCCGCCUUCCUGCUCUCCAUGCCACUUAAGCACAUCGGCAUCACCCGCAUGAACAUCAGCUCCCGGCGGUUCUCCCUCUGCUGAAAGUAGCAGCACUCCAUGGAGUGCUCAGCAGUGAGCCUGGAUGGGAACCUCAGAGGAACCCAUGGGUGCAUCCAGACUUGGCAGGGCUCAAGAACCCUCCUAAAACCCCUUGGGGACUGUGGAGCAGCAGGCAGUGCUGAGCCCUGGUUCUGCCAGCCCUGCCCUGAGCACAAUGCCAUGCCACAGCAGCAUGGGCAUGCCACUAUCCCCAUUGGGCACAAGGUAUUUUGGGACACCCACUGCCUUGUCCUUAAGGACAGUGGGGUCAACUGCAGUGGCAAAUGUAGGAAGCAGCCCUUUGAGGAGGAAUAGAAAGUGAGAGUUGAUGUUUUUCCCAUUGUUGCACCCAGGCACCUGCCUCAACCUCCAGACAUGGGGGACCUGCGGGCAGCAGGGGGGAUGUGCUUCCAUCACUCCUUCCCCAACCUGGCUCAGAGGAUAGCAACUUCUCACCAGUUCCUGUCAGGGAGACACUGUCUCUGCUCUGCAGACCUCAUGGCCAACCUGGCCCCAGGUGUCCCUGGCCACAGUGGGUGCUUGGGCUGCAUGGCUGCAGGAAACGCUUGUCCUUGUCCCCAACUCAGCAGCGAAUGGAGGGGUUGAUUUUGGGGCUUGAGGCCAGAAGGUGCUGGAGCUGUGCUCAGGGUUCAGCCCCCAUGCUCCCAUCCUGCUCCAUCUCCAACCCCCUGCAGCCCUACACUGGCAGCAGGGUAGCAGCCCCCAGGGCUGACAACACUGCCCUUACCAGAGGGGUUAAUUUUAGCUUUUUCCCUUCCUUCAUUAACAGCAAACCCCUCACAAAAGAAGUUGCUUCUUGGGGAAUGUGGCUUCCACAGAACACUUUUCGCCAGCAGUGCCAGGGAAGGGCAUCUCCCAGCUGCAGGACCCUGCUUCCCAGCGACUGAGGGGCUCAGCAUCCCUUUGCCCACUCGUUCCCUGAGGGUUAUUGAUCAGAGACACCCAGAGCAGCAGCCCUGCAUGCUGGGGAUGGCAGGAAGCCACCAG
Molecule: messenger RNA, 2011 nt
Organism: Pezoporus occidentalis (night parrot)
Lineage: Eukaryota; Metazoa; Chordata; Aves; Psittaciformes; Psittacidae
Gene: FAM167B
Product: family with sequence similarity 167 member B
Exons: 3
Coding region: 452-1006 (184 amino acids)
Source: RefSeq, a predicted model, not a curated record